Messenger RNA from Colletotrichum truncatum, 4758 nucleotides. RefSeq lists its product as uncharacterized. Lineage: Eukaryota; Fungi; Ascomycota; Sordariomycetes; Glomerellales; Glomerellaceae. The record is from RefSeq and is a predicted model, not a curated record.
AUGAAUUCAGCUAUGGAUCUCGACAGCAUCUUGAAGCGCAAUCGCUCCUUCUCCAACGACGAGCAUGAUGACAAUCCACCAUCGAAGAAAUUGAAACAACAAGCUCUCAGUGGAGAUACUCAGGGACUUAAAAGCUUCGUGAAAGGCUCCAUAUCUUUGCUCGUAGGCGAAGCCGGCCAACAAUUACUCCAGAGCACCGCCGGACAGGAUCGCUCGUCGCCCGGGUUUGACAUUGGCGGAGCCUGGGUUACCAAUAUCCAACCCGUCGCCUUUGACGCCAGUGGCAAGGAGAUUUUCUUUCAGUUACUACCAGGCACGCCUCCGGGCCAGGGUCCGGCCGGCUUCUCGCAAUACGGACUGCCCACCCCGGAUCCUUCGCCUUUGCCCAAGGACACUGAUCCGUUCCUUCUGAAAAGGACGACCUCGACCUCUUCCUUCACAGGACCUCCAACUGGCCUGGAAAGUCUAUCAAACUCGGCCUACAUGGGCGAUCUGAAUCUCUUCGGCCUCAUUCCAUCCAAGAUCUAUGUGUACGAGCAUGCUGGCAGCCUUCUACACCCAUACAAUGAAGAGAUCAGAAUCGCACCAGAUGGAUCCAUCUCGCUGGGCACUUUCAUGCCAUCUCUGAAAGGCAGCAAGUGGGAUACGAUCUCGCUCGAGAAUCCUAUCCUCGGUUUUCAAGAGGAGGUCACCCUGGAUGGGGGUUCUAGUCGGACUAAAGGGCUCUACUUCGAGACCGACCUUGUCUUUCGAGGAGCCCUGCAGCCUGUGUCGGACUUCCUCCGUGACUUCUUCCACCAGGAGAAACCUUCCCUCCGCUUCAGCGCCUGGCUGGGUGGGAGCCGCGAUUAUGCAAUCCCUCCGAGGCCCCCUUCCUUCGUGCUACGCGGUUCUCUAGAGCAUGUCUCGGUCAACGUGCUCGACAUCCUGACGUUUCAAGAAAUUGGCAUAGAGCUGAACGGAUACCAGACGUAUAGUCUUGCCAAGAGAGGAAGCAGCACCUGGCAAUUCGGUUAUGGUUUCUUUGGCAAGCUGGAUCUUAGCGUCCCUGGCAGCAUUGUUCCCCUGCACGUCGAAUACUAUCUCCGGAAAACGUUCGACUCUUGGCUACUGCAAAUUCGCCUCGAGGACGAUGAGUGGAACAAUAUUUUUGGUAUCAAGGAUCUCAAGUUAUCUGACGUCUCUUUGGAAGCGGAGAUCCACAAUUUUGCGAAGCAAAAGACAUUUUCCGUAGGAAUUGAAGCAAAUUUGGAACUGAGGAAGACCAAAUUCGGUAUGCGUGGUUACUAUUCGAAGGAGUUCUAUUCUGUCACAGCGUACAUUGGCGAUUUGACAUUGCACGACGUGGGCGAAAUCUUCCACGAGCUUAUUGGAUUAGAGAUCGACGGGUUCUCCCACGACGUUUCGUUGCGGUCCAUGAGUCUAUGCAUCUCAUCGAAAGGAUUUGCACUCCGAGGUGAGGUAACUGUCAACGGCCAUACAUCGACAAGUGGCUGUUUGGAGUUCUCGCGAGAUGGCAUCGUCGUCCAAGGUAGCGUUGGAGACAUCGAGUUCGAGCAUGUUGUCAUCAAGGCCGCAUCGUUGGACGUCUUUAUCGCCAGCAAGCUCGACACUCAGUGCGCAAGAGCGUCCAAAGUCGACAUAUUCGGCCACGUCAACAUCCACGGUGUAGAGCUCAAGGCCGCGCUGCAUACCGAGAAGACUCCAGAGGGCGACUUCCGCUGGACCAUCUACGGUGAGGUCGACGGCGAUGUCACGACGAGCAGGAUUGUUCCGGACCUGAAAGAGACUUUCCUGGAUAUCUCGUUGAACCGGCUGGCUUUGGUUGCGUCCAACCACGAGGCUCCCCUGGGCUCUUAUAAGGGCAUCAACUAUCCAGUCGCCAAAGGCUUCCAGUUCUGCGCCAGCAUUGACAGCAUCCCCGAGCUCGAGAAGCUUAUGCGCGGUAGCGUCAAGGGAAUGAUUUUUCGCGCUGCUCUGGUCGAUGGACAAUUUGCGCUGAGCAUUAUCUUCCCUGCAGACCGCACCAUGACAUUCGGCGAGCACGUAUACACCGGUCCGCUAAUGAUCGAGAUUGUAAAGACAGAUCUCGAGUUCCAAAUGAUCCUCAAGGCUCUCCUCAACGUCAAGGUCGAGACGCAGCCCAAGCCCCUCCAGUUUUCCCUGGGCCUCAAAGCAAGCCACUCCGGCGCGGCUGCAUAUGCGCAGAUGUUGACAGACUGGACAAACCCUUGUGAUGUUGGCAAGCAAGUUACUGUUCAGGGAUGCGCCCUUGAUUUCGGAAUCGUCUAUGCUACCUUCUUCACCACGGGAAUGCCCGGUUCUAUUGGUCUUGCUGGUCAGAUCAUGAUCGGCAAGAAGGAGGCCAAACUCGCCAUGAAGCUCAGCCAGAACCCCAAGGAACAAAUCCUCGUCGCAGCCGUGAAGGACCUGGGCGUUGUUGACUUUGUCAAGUUCGUGUCUCAGAUUUGUGAGCACCAGUUCCCGGAGCCAGAUAAUUUCCUGUACUUCAAUGACAUUCAGCUAUACCUAUCUACCGGCGCCUUAAUCGCGGAGACGUAUUACCCACCAGGUGUGUCGCUGAAGGGCGUUAUGACCAUUUUCGGCAAAACGGCCAAGUUCGACUGCACGAUUGGCAAAAUGGCCAAGAUCAUGGCCACAAUCGAACAUUUCGAGCUGGGGCCUCUCAAGGUCAGAGGAGCUACCUGCGAGGACCCCAUUGUGGAUAUUGAGCUGUCUUCAUCGACGCAAAAAGUCCUCAUCGAUGGUUCUGUAGACCUCUGGGCACUCUCGGCCGCCAUGCACCUCGAGGCUGAGGUCUACCCCAAUCAAAAAUUCAACUUCUGGAUAGAUAUCUCGCUAUCGGACUGGAUCAAGUUCAAGCUCGAGGCGGAACUGAUCGGCGAUAUCGACUUUAAGAAUCUUUCGUCACUCGCAAAUGCCGACUUUUCAAUCUAUGGCCUGAUGGAGCAGCAUAUCCUCGAUUACAUCAUUGACAUGCUCGAUAAGCAAAUCAACUCGAUGCGCGAUCACGCAGACUUUGACGAGGCCAAGAGGAUCUUGUCGGACAAGGAGAACGAGUUCAAUGCGUCCGUCGAGUCAGCUCGCACCCGCCUCGACGCAGCUAGACAGAUCUGGGGGGCCAAGGAGCGGGACAUCAUCUCGGCACUGGAUCAUGCCAAGUCCGAGGCGCAGAGCUACAAGCAGCGGCUCGAAAAUAACGCCGCGGCGGCAGAAAAGUCGUAUGCCAGCGCCGUUGUUGCCGCCGUAGCGAAGCUGGAUCAAGCCCGUCACGACGCGGCUGUCGCUACUCACCUAGCCGAGACAAGCCUUCAGCAGGCGCAGAAUCAGAGCGAGGAGGUGGUCCGCCAAGCGCAGAGUGGCCUUAACGAAAAGCGAAAUGCCUUCAAGUUCAGCUUCGGCAGCGCUCGCUCUGAUAUGGAACAGACGAGGAAGAGAUUGAACGGAGCUGUCAUUGCGGCUGAUAAGAUCUCCAAAGAUCUGAAAGACAUUGACUGCCGUCUCAACGAAGCAUCUCUCAUGGGUAUGCCUGUCUUGCUAGCAGAGAAAGCCGCCAAGGUUGCCGAGCAAGUGGCCAUGACCGCAGCUCUGGAAACCGUUCGAGCUGUUCUUGAAGCCGCAGAGCUGGUCAUUGAGGGGUCGGAAUUCAUCGCCGCGGAGGUUGCGAUUGCUACUGAUGAAGUUUCAUUGGACAACCUGAUCAAGUCCAAGACCGCUGCGAUGGAAACCGCCAUGGCCGCUUUUGAAGAGAUCAAGUUGCAACAGGAAAAGAUAGUGCAGUGCGCAGCCCAGGCUUUGGAUGAUGCCGAAAAGCGCUCUCCUGAGCUAGACGCCUCGACGCAAGCCAAAGCCGUGCUCAGAGAGAGUCAAAGGGUGGUAGAAUCCAUGGUCUCUCCCGCAGAAAAGGCUUUCGCCGAGAGAUACAAGUGCGCUGAGUAUCUCGCCGUGGUCAAAACCGAGAAGGACCUCGAAAACGCCCUUAAGAACACGGUCGAGAUAAAGCUGGCCCGGCAGGCCUGCGAGCUCGCCGAGCAGGACUCGUCCAGCUUCGCCGACGAUGUCCUGAGCGUCGGGUUUAACAUUGGCAAGUGGAUCGCCAGCGCGGCAGCGGAGCUCAUCAACAUCAACAAGAUCGAGUUCUCGGGGUCUAUCUCGAGCUUCGUUGCGGACGGCCCUCCCCUGAUUGUCAAUGUGCAAGGGAAUCUGCUUGGCCAGGAUAUUGACAUUCACAUUGAGUGGCAGUCUCACUUCAAGCUGGCCGAGUUCAUCAAGGCCAUCUUCAGCAAUUUGUGGGAGAUGAUCAAGGACGCAGCCAGCAAGUUCCUCGAGGAGAUUGGCGCCAAGAUUGUCGAGAUCGCUGAGGAUAUCGCUGAGACUGUUGAGGAAGUCGCAGAAUACAUCAAGGAGGGCGCCGAGGAGGCCGCUGAAGUGGUCGAUGACGUCGUUAGCGAAGUUGGCUCGGCGUUGAAUAACGCCGGAAGUGCGGUAGGUCAUGCUGCUGAUGACGCCGUCGAAGCCAUCGACGACGCCUUUAGCGACGUUGGCUCCGUGCUGAACGAUGCCGGCAGUGCCGUCGGCCACGCAGCUGACGAUGUUGCUUCGGCGGUUGGCGAUGCCAUGAGCGAUGUCGGAAGUGUCUUCAAUGAUGCAGGCAAUGCGGUCGUAAAUGUAGCCAACGAUGUUGGGGACGCUUUUGAUAAUGCGGGCAAUGCGAUAUCGGACUUUUUUAGUUUCUAG